AUGGCUCAAAUAUAUGCUCGCAAGCUAUUUACCGCCUUUGCAUGCAAUACCUCAACAGCAGUACGUGCAGUGACAAUGUGCAUUAAGCGUCCUUACGCAAAGGUUGCAUCACCUGAAGAUUAUGGUUAUUACACGGAUCCUCUGGAAGGACAUGAGGAAUCAAUGGCUAGAAGACAGCUCGUUGCGACUCUUGCUGGUGAUGAUCGCUAUGAAACAAAGGUAUAUUACAAACUGGAAGAUUCUUCACCAGAAAAGCCGAAUUUGAUUCCAUCGGAUUACGAUUAUCGUCUUUUAGCAUGUUUCUGUGAACCAGAUACAACCUUCCCUGUGUUAUUCGUUUUGCAUGAAGGUGAACCGCAGCGUUGCCGUUGUGGCCACUGGUUUAAACUAAUUGACCAAGAAGGCGCCGAUCACCUCUGA
Thelazia callipaeda (thelaziosis nematode) is the source of this 420-nucleotide messenger RNA. Lineage: Eukaryota; Metazoa; Nematoda; Chromadorea; Rhabditida; Thelaziidae. The record is from the annotation of a GenBank genome assembly.